Messenger RNA from Fonsecaea nubica, 501 nucleotides. RefSeq lists its product as hypothetical. The record is from RefSeq and is a predicted model, not a curated record. The coding region runs from base 1 to 501 and encodes 166 amino acids. NCBI's taxonomy places the organism in Eukaryota, Fungi, Ascomycota, Eurotiomycetes, Chaetothyriales, Herpotrichiellaceae. Gene Ontology annotation, biological process: regulation of transcription by RNA polymerase II. Gene Ontology annotation, molecular function: DNA-binding transcription activator activity, RNA polymerase II-specific; protein heterodimerization activity; RNA polymerase II cis-regulatory region sequence-specific DNA binding. The transcript is spliced from 3 exons. Gene Ontology annotation, cellular component: CCAAT-binding factor complex.
AUGUCUUCCAGCCCUGAUGCUAACAAAGAGGCCGACGAAACGGUCGCACCCAGAGAGUCUUCCAGACGGCCUUGGCGGCCGGAGCUUGAUCCUCAGCCUGGACACAUUUUAAACUAUACUCCAAUUUCGCGCAUCAUGAGGGCAGCCCUCCCCGGCGAUACAAAGGUUUCUAGGGAAGCCAUAGAGCUUAUGCAAGAAUGUGUGAGCGAGUUCAUCUCCUUUGUCACGAGCGAAGCUGAGAACAGGAGCACGUUGAGCGCCGACGAUGUUCUGACUGCAAUGACCAACCUCGGAUUCGAGCACUAUUCGGAAGUCCUGAGAAUAUACCUGAGAAGGUACUACGAAAAAAAGGAUGCGGGCAUCACCAGCACCAUCGGUCCAACGAAUGAUCGACAGCAGGGAACAAAGAGAAAGAGUAUGACGGGAGCGAAUGACAACGAGGACAACAGUAUGGGGCAUUUCUAUAUCCAUCUCCCAGACCCGAGACAGGGGCUACAAUAG